AAAAAAAAAAAGUUUUGGGAACAGAGGAACAUGGCGUCCAAAGCCUUCUACGCCAUCGUAGCGGGCGUCGGUCCAGGCACCGGGCGCGCCGCGGCUCUGCGGCUCGCCAAGGCGUACCCGGUGGUGCUGCUGGCGCGCAAGCCCGACAGCUACAACGACCUGGUGGCGGAGAUCAAGUCUGGCGGCGGCAGUGCGGUCGGCAUCUCGGCCGACACGUCGGACGCGGGCUCGGUCAGGUCCGCGUUCGCGGCCAUCAAGAACGAGCUGCCGGAUAGCAAGCUGGCGGCCGCGGUCUACAACGUCGGCACGGGGUUCGCCAUCAAGCCGUUCCUUGAGCACAGUGCCGAGGAGCUCGAGUCGAGCUUGUCUGCUAAUGCAGGCGGCCUGUUCAACUUUGCACAGAGCUCCAUCCCGCUGCUUCUCGAGUCGGUAGACGGUGCUCCUCACCCGCCGACCUUGAUUGUGACGGGGGCUACGGCUUCGCUCAAGGGCUCGGCGAGAUUCGCAACCUUUGCUGCGGGCAAGUUCGCCAAGCGUGCCAUUGCGCAAUCCCUAGCCAGGGAGUUUGGACCAAAGGGUGUCCAUAUUGCCCAUGUCAUCGUCGACGGCAUAAUCGAUACACCCAGAACAAAGGAGUACAGGGCCAACGACGGAGCGCCAGAUGGAGCCAUCGACCCCAAUGCUAUCGCCGACACUUUUUGGCAUCUUCAUACCCAGCCCCGGUCCGCAUUUACCUUUGAGGCGGACCUGAGACCUUUUGUUGAGAAGUUCUGAUGUGUGUUAGUAGUAAUUAUUAGUCAAAUGACAAAAGAGCGAAGCUGAAGGCCGAUGCUGGUCGAUGACUGCGUGCACAGAGAGAUGGUUGCAUAUAUAUAUGCAAAAAAAGUAGUCGUUAUCGCGUACAAGGCCUGGCGAAGGUCCCAUAAGUGAGCUCGAAUCGAGAUGUCUAUGUGCAUUCUUUCUGAAUACAUGUCGGUCCAGUCUCUAUCACCAGAUGACGGUGAUCUUGGC
Pyricularia oryzae 70-15 is the source of this 1011-nucleotide messenger RNA. Its product is annotated as oxidoreductase. The coding region runs from base 31 to 774 and encodes 247 amino acids. NCBI's taxonomy places the organism in Eukaryota, Fungi, Ascomycota, Sordariomycetes, Magnaporthales, Pyriculariaceae. The transcript is spliced from 4 exons. The record is from RefSeq and is a predicted model, not a curated record.